AUGUCCACUCAUAGCCACCGUAGAGGCAGUGUCUACGCAUGCGCCCGCCUCAAAUCAACAAUGGCGGCCUCCUUUGGCGUGUGUAGGUUACAUUUCAGGAGUUUGGGGAGGUUUCAUAAUUUUUAUCUGGGAUUGGAAACUCAAACUCAUAGAAGACUCACUUCAACUAUAUCAGCAAUCAAAGCCCAGGCAGUAAACAACACCGUCACGAAACCCAAGGAGAAUAAAACAUUUCAAGCAAUCCAGGAGGAGAGAAGAGAACAAGCUGAAAGAUCGGUCUUGAUCAGCUGUCCGCCUAAGUUCAAUGAAAAUAAGUUUUUAGAUUACCUGUCUAAACACGGGACAAUAAACAAGCAUUUCUUCUACAGUGGCUACGGAACAUAUGCAGUUGUUGAAUUCUCCAGUGAAGAGAGCAUCGCCUCAUUGAAGGAGAGCACCAACUUACCAGCUGUUGAACAUGAAGCUGCAGUACCUUUCAAAUCUCGUUUGCUGUCAUUGAAAUGGCCAGGCGGUCAAUUGAAAAACCAACCCAUGCCAACGUUCCAAGAGCAAUCCCCUCCAACCAUUGGUGACAUCACCCAACUGCUCUCGGAAAAGGACAGUAUAGAUGAGCAACUGCAGUGUCUGACAGAGGCCUUACAGCUCACAGAAGAGAACAUAAGCCUGCGCUUCCUCGUUUGUUCUCUGCUUGGAGACAUUGCUAGAGCAUAUUUCCCAGAAUGCAUCAUCAGGCCUUUCGGUUCCACUGUCAACGGCUUCGGCAAACUGGGCUGUGAUGUCGACAUGAUUCUGGACCUCGAUGGCAUCUAUGCAACAAGCCAGACAAAGGGCUCAGGACUGUCCUUAGAGUACCAGGUGAAGAGAGGGGCCUCAGAGCGGGCUGUGACCCAGAGCAUCCUCUCAGUCAUUGGGAAAUGCGUUGACCAGUUCGGCCCUGGAUGUGUGGGAGUCCAGAACAUUCUCCAAGCUCGAUGUCCUCUGGUCCGCUUUUCUCACCAACCCUCUGGCUUUCAGUGUGAUCUCACUGCCAAUAAUAGGGUGGCGAUGAAGAGUUCAGAACUGUUGUUUCUCUAUGGGCACCUGGACCCUCGUGUUCGGCACCUGGUGUUCAGUAUUCGGUACUGGGCUCGGGCUCAUAGCAUCACGAGCAGUAUUCCUGGAGCCUGGAUCACCAACUUCUCUUUAACGGUCAUGGUAGUGUUCUUUCUACAGCAGAGGAGUCCUCCCAUACUGCCCACACUGGACCGACUGACGGAACUGGCAGGACCAUCGGAUAAGUGUGUCAUUGAGGGUAAUGACUGCACUAUUGUCAGUGACCUCAGCAAGAUUACACUGCAGAAGAACACAGACACAUCAGCAAAACUAUUGCAGGAAUUCUUCGAGUUUUAUGGCAAUUUUCCCUUCAACAAGGCAUCGAUCAAUAUUAGGAAGGGAAAGGAGCAGACCAAACCGGAAAUAACAGCUUUGCACAUCCAGAAUCCAUUUGAAACCACUCUAAACGUUAGCAAAAACGUCAAUGCAACGCAGCUUGAACGCUUCGUGAAACUUUGUCAAGAAAGUGCUUGGCUUUUUCAGAAAAGCGAAUUUCUUAACCGAAGUUCUAGCCAAUCGUCUGAGUCAGUUUCGCCGUGGGGGUUCUCUGCGCUUCUCCUUCCUUCAGUCACCUCAGGAGCAGGGGUGAAAAGUCGCAAGAGGAGAAAACUGGAACCAACUAGUUCAAGAAUAAAGAACCUGUUAGACUCUCUGAAGAUUAAAGGUGGUGAAACUGUGGCAAAGAAGGGAAUUGCAGGUCCUAGUAGGUGAUGUGGUCAAUAAAUCUCUCACCCACGACAAUAAGAGAAAAGUCUCCUGAAGAGCAAAUGCGAAUGACCAACGUACCCAAAGAUUGGAAAAAAAAAAGAUGUGAAGUUUAUGUAUUUCUACAGUCAGAAGCUGUAAGUCUUUUAAGAAAUGUUAAAAACUAAGCUCAAUUUCCGUUCCACUAAAGUAUUUCACAUAAAAAAGAAACUUUGUAGAUCCCAACAUAUAACUUAGGAAGAAGAGGUCCACUGUGGUCUUCGACUCCUAGAAAAAUGGAGCUUAAUGGUUGUUGUGUUGAUCUGAUAACAGCAAUCAUUACAGUUUCCACAGACGUGGAACAGAACCUCUCAACACUAAACGGCUUGCAUGGAACAGUUGUGAUUGUUAGAUCACACACAGACUCCAUCUUCUCUGCAUUGCAAUACCAAUACAACGGUCUAACGACUUUAUGUAAAAGCAAAGGUCACAUCAGUACCAAAGUGUUGUGAGAGGUACAGAAAGAAUAAACAUUCACUGUCAACUAGUGUACAUAAUAUUUUAUAAGAUAUUAAAACAAAGGAAUUACAAUCAGA
Molecule: messenger RNA, 2372 nt
Organism: Pimephales promelas (fathead minnow)
Lineage: Eukaryota; Metazoa; Chordata; Actinopteri; Cypriniformes; Leuciscidae
Gene: mtpap
Product: mitochondrial poly(A) polymerase
Biological process (GO): RNA 3'-end processing
Cellular component (GO): mitochondrion
Molecular function (GO): poly(A) RNA polymerase activity
Source: RefSeq, a predicted model, not a curated record